Molecule: messenger RNA, 777 nt
Organism: Engraulis encrasicolus (European anchovy)
Lineage: Eukaryota; Metazoa; Chordata; Actinopteri; Clupeiformes; Engraulidae
Gene: ptpmt1
Product: protein tyrosine phosphatase mitochondrial 1
Exons: 4
Coding region: 96-650 (184 amino acids)
Biological process (GO): protein dephosphorylation
Molecular function (GO): phosphatidylinositol-4,5-bisphosphate 5-phosphatase activity; protein tyrosine/serine/threonine phosphatase activity; phosphatidylglycerophosphatase activity
Source: RefSeq, a predicted model, not a curated record
CGACUUCUACAGCCAGCAUGGAUGGAUGACACUUCUGCCCAGAACAACAAGUUGGUUUACAUGUUUCAUUCUGACACAGUGAGUAAGUCUGCAAGAUGGCUGGCGCGUUGGCAAGAAUAUUGUUCUACCCGACAUUAGCCUAUAAUGUCAUUAUGGAGAAGAUAUCGUCCCGGAAAUGGUACAACCGUGUGGACGAGACGGUGAUCCUCGGAGCCCUCCCGUUCAAAUCCAUGACAGAAGAGUUGGUGCAGAAAGAGAAUGUCAGAGGAGUCAUCACCAUGAACGAGGAGUACGAGACCAAAUACUUCUGCAACUCUGCUGAGGAGUGGCGUGCGGUGGGCGUCGAGCAGCUCCGUUUGAGCACGGUGGACCUGACGGGCGUGCCCAGUAUGGAGCACGUGCAGAGGGGCGUGGCCUUCGCGCUGCACCAUCGGCAGCAGGGCUCCAGCGUCUACGUCCACUGCAAAGCAGGACGCUCACGCAGCGCCACGCUCGCCGCAGCCUACCUCAUCAAGCUGCACUGCUGCUCCCCAGAGGAGGCGUGUGGUAUCCUGGCGUCGGUGCGUCCCCACAUCCUGAUCCGCUCCGCACAGAAGCAGCUGCUCCACCGCUACCACCAGCAGAGCUGCACCCCCGCCUCACGCAGCUAGGGGGCGCUCCACCGCUACCACCAGCAGAGCUGCACCCCCGCCUCACGCAGCUAGGGGGCGCUAUAUCCCACCAGCAGACCUGCACCCCCGCCUCACGCAGCUAGGGGGCGCUCCACCGCUACCACCA